Messenger RNA from Sesamum indicum (sesame), 1289 nucleotides. Its product is annotated as citrate-binding protein. The record is from RefSeq and is a predicted model, not a curated record. Lineage: Eukaryota; Viridiplantae; Streptophyta; Magnoliopsida; Lamiales; Pedaliaceae.
AUGAAAUAGAAGAUGUACCUCAAUUACAUCGAGCCUCACUUGGCUCAAAACCAACUGUCUCAAUCAGACAACGCACACCAAGAAAAUUCCAUGGAACACAUUGUUCAACUUCACAUGCUGGCACCUUUUGGCUUCAAAGGAAUAACCACAUCUAUAAAAGAAAAAAGAUGAGCGAAAAUUGGACCCUACCACAAUUAUUGCCAAAGCUGCAGAAUACCAUUUCCUAUCACCAUCUACCUCAGCAGUUCGCCAAUGACGGUAAACGGGUUGAUCUCUAUAAAUCAAUGCAUGGACAUACAACCUCAAUCCCAACAUUAUUACAUGCCAACAACAUUCGAUAGGAAGCAGCUUCAUCUGUUGUAAUCAAGAAAAUGUCUUCUCCCAGCAUUUGGAGCUCCAUUUUUGUUCUUCUAAUUACAGUAGUGUACAAGGUUGUGGGGAGGGGACCUAUUGAUCCCACCAAAGGGUUCAUCUCUCAGCAUCUGAACCGUUCAAAUCUCGUGAUCCAACGGCCAUACGACGUGCCCGAAGAUGAGAGGUACAGCUUCAAGAGAGGGGUUCACAAACUGUGGAUUUUCAAGACAGAUAAACCUCACACUCCCACCUCUAAAACCAAUCCUCGUACUGAGAUUCGUGUUCGGGGAAACGACUACUCCUCUGGAGUGUGGCAAUUCGAAGCAUACAUGUAUGUGCCAUAUGGCACUUCCGGUGUAUGCAUUAUGCAGGUUUUCGGGUCCAGCCCACACGCCACGACCCUAAUGCUCAGAGUGUACAACGGGACACUGUCGUACUAUCGAGCGCCUGUCAUCGUACCAAACAUAUAUGGGAGAUGGUUGAAGUUGAAUGUGGUUCAUGAUGUUGAGGGAAGGAGAGUGGAAGUGUACAUUGAUGGAGUGCUGAAAUAUGAAGCAACUGGUAGAGGUGGACCUGAGGGAACCUCUCAUUACUUCAAGUGUGGGGUUUAUGCUCAGAAUGAUGCUUCUUACUAUAUGGAAUCACGUUGGAAGAAGAUUAGGGUUCUUAAGAAAUGUCAAUAAUGAUAUAUAAGUAACAUUUCUUUCUUGUAUGAAUGCUUAGGGUUAUUGUAGUUGAAUGAUCAUUGCAGCAACAAUAUUUCUUGCAUAUGUGGAAUCUUGAGUGAUGCUCUCUUGUUCCUCACCUUUUGUUGAUUAUGCAUGCAUGGUCCCAGGGGGUGAGAUGUUUGUGUUACAAAUUGGUGUUAUCGUUAGCAAAGCUCUAGGUUUAUAUGUAGCAAGCAUUAAUUUAUGCAGCUUGAUGCAUGUCAUGAC